CAAGUCUCUAGAUAAACAAACCACUGCACAGCAUAAACAGAACAAAGUUGCAGCCUGAUGAAUUGCAGCACACUAACAAAAAUAGCACAAACAACACUGCCUCUCUUCAACUCAAUCAUUCACUCUUCUCGAGGAGUGAAAAAGUUUGGAUUUUUGAACUUGUGGGCAGGAAGCAGGAGGGGAUUUAGUGCAGUUACUGUGAAGAAAAUGGCUUGGAAUUUGGAGAAAUGUGAUGGGAAUGUGGAGACUAAGAUGGUUUCUGUGUGUCCUGCUACAGAAGAUUAUGCUCAAGACGCAAUUGAAGCUAUCAAGGCUAGGAAAGUCAUAGCUGUUCCUACUGACACACUAUAUGGCUUUGCUUGUGAUGCUUGUUCUGCUGAGGCAGUGAAUCGGAUUUAUGAGAUCAAAGGACGUAAGCAUACAAGUCCUCUAGCUAUUUGUGUUGGCGAUGUUCAUGACAUACAACGUUAUGCUGCGACAGAUCAUCUGCCUCAUGGCUUGCUUGAGUGCCUGCUUCCUGGACCUGUAACUGUGGUCUUAAGGCGAGGUGAGUCGAGUAUCCUUGAGAAGUCAUUAAACCCUGGAUUAGAGAGCAUAGGGGUUCGAGUGCCAGACUGUAACUUCAUCAGGGUAAUCGCCCGUGGUUCUAGAAGUGCCCUUGCACUUACUAGCGCUAACCUCAGUGGACAACCCAGUAGCAUAGACAUCAAAGAUUUUGAGAACCUUUGGGAGCACUGUGCAUACGUCUAUGAUGGUGGAAUUCUUCCAGCUGGACGAGCUGGAUCGACAGUGGUGGAUCUUGCUAAGCUGGGGAAGUACAAGAUUCUUAGACCUGGGAGUGCCAAGGAAGAGACUGUUGCUAUCCUUGAAAAACACUCGCUACUAGAAGAUGGAACUGGAUAUUAGCAAGCUGCUGCUCAAGUUGAAUCUGUACGCCAAAAAUGAGCCUUGUGCCUGAGUUUGUAAAGUUUGACUC
Messenger RNA from Lycium ferocissimum, 976 nucleotides. RefSeq lists its product as uncharacterized. Gene Ontology annotation, molecular function: nucleotidyltransferase activity; tRNA binding; double-stranded RNA binding. The coding region runs from base 58 to 906 and encodes 282 amino acids. NCBI's taxonomy places the organism in Eukaryota, Viridiplantae, Streptophyta, Magnoliopsida, Solanales, Solanaceae. The transcript is spliced from 5 exons. Gene Ontology annotation, biological process: regulation of translational fidelity. The record is from RefSeq and is a predicted model, not a curated record. Gene Ontology annotation, cellular component: cytoplasm.